AUGGCCAAGUCCCGCGUCGCCCCAAGGAAGGAACAUUCGAUUCCUGCAUUGGAGAUGGUUGGAAUUCUGUGUGGAGUCAGAGCUGCGAACUACGUCAUCAAGGAGAUGGACAUGAAGUUUGACGGAGUUUUUGUUUGGACAGACUCCCUGUGCUCGCUCGACACUUUAGUCAACAACGGAAACAGUGGAACCAAGUUUAUCAGGAAUCGAGUCAAGUCAAUUCUGGAGCAAUCGGAGGGCUUCGAGUUCACACACGUCCCCGGAAAGCAGAAUCCAGCAGAUUACCUGACUCGUGGACUGAAGUUCGCGGACCUGAAAGAAUCAACAAGUUGGAUCAACGGACCAGGAUUCCUGCAGGAGACCAAGGACCUACCGCUUCGUCGAUUCACGUUGGAUCAAGUGGCUACUACACUCAUGACAUCGGCGGAGGUUAUCCACGAGGUCCCAAUUGACCCACACAAGUUUGGAUCGUUCCACCGAAUGCUACGGACGAUUAUGGUCAUGCUUCAAUUCAUGAUUAUGAUCACCAAGAGACGUUUACCAAAGGAGCAACGGGAGCAGUACAACCUGACCAACCACGAAUGUGCUACGCGGGCAAGAAGGAUAGCGUAUCGUUGGGCGCAAUGGAUUGACCCUCCGUCGGAACAAACAAUACGCAAUCUACGACUACGCCAGAAUCCGGAGGGCAUCUGGAUGUACCAGGGCAGAGUGGAACAACGGCCGUUGAUUUUUCCUUCCUCAAGGACAAAUCAGUCGUCUUAUUGUUCUCGAUCUACACGAACGGUUCAGCCACGGCAGUCCACUUUUUCACGUUGGCACAACUGAGAGCUGAAUUCUGGAUUCCAAGAGGUCGCGCCUUUUUGAAGAAGUCGAUUGGGAAAUGCUACGGUUGCCGCUACUUAUCCACACUGCCGUAUCGACAACCUGAUUUUUGCGGCUUUUUCCGGACCUCAGAAUCGCCCCCGGCUCGACCAUUUGAGAACUGCGGAGUGGAUUUUUGCUGGACCAUUGAAAGUCAAGAUGGAUGGAGCAGUUCGGAACAUCUACUUCGUGCUCUUCACAUGCCUCUACACUCGCUUCAUCCAUACGGCCGCAAUCAAAGACAUGGAGACUGUGACGUUUCUUCACACUCUACGAAGAAUGUGCGCAAUGUUUGGAAUACCCAAGAUCAUCGUUGCGGACAAUGCAACUCAGUUUGAGAUGCUCAACAACGUGUUGACGGAACUUCAACAACAACAACGGAACCGGAUUGUCAACUCGACUACUCUCCCGGAAUUCAAGUUCAUCAAAGCUCAUUCACCAUGGGCUGGAGGUGUCUACGAACGGAUGAUCGGCCUGAUAAAGAGAUCACUGACCCGAGCUGGAACGACACGCGUUCUAAUGAGCAUCGAGGACUUCACGACAGUUUUGGCUGAGUGCACAUCCAUUGUCAACAGCAGACCGUUGACGUACGUUGCCUCGGAUGAUGACAUCACCCCCCUACGACCGAUUGACUUUGUGUAUCCUGCCAACCGCUUUGACGGGGUUAUGGAUUUGUCCUCACCGCCGGAUACCGAUGGACAAUCAUGGGAACGUCGAUACUUGAUGGAACAUUGGAGUCAAUCGUCGUCAAUCACGGAAGACUUCCAACGACGAUGGGACAAGGAGUACAUUCAAGUACUUCAGGAACGACAUCAACAGUCGCAUCGACAGACGUCUACGGCGAAGGCCACCCCGAAGGUUGGAGAUGUUGUUCGGAUUGAAACGCCGAUGGUUGGAAGAACGAAGUGGCCGAUUGGACGGAUCGUCGAAGUGAAGACGCGGUCAGCGAAACUAAAAAAGGGAGCGACGAGAAGGAUCGUGGAAUAUCCUUGGAAACUUUUGUACCCACUGGAGACUGAGAUGAACGAGGCGACGGAGACUACUACUACUGACGAGACAGCAACAUCACCGAACGACGAAACGACACAGUCUCGAACCCCUAGAAGAUCAGUCCGAAUUGGGAACAGAAUCAACCAAGUGACAUUGGCUCUCACUCUGUUUGCUCUUUUCACAACAACGACAGCGGAAACGUUCGGAGACAAUGGGACGACUGAGGCGACAGGACAGCAAGUGGAAUCGUGGUCAACGAAGACGUCAUACGAGGCGAUUGGAUCGCUCAAGGACAGGCUCGGAUCAAUAAUGACUUCGUGGCUGUACACACUGGCAAUCUUCGGAGUUCUUCUGGCAAUCAAUGUCGCAAUCACAGUCAUGCGCGUUAUUGGAGGUGCUUACGAGACCACAGCAUGGAUUGUUCGACUGGUUGGAAUGGGAUCGCAAUGGAUCGGAAGACUGUGUUGUAAAUGCUUCGGAAGACGAUCGAGACAGCGACUCCCGACUAUCAUCGUUGCACUGAUGUUGAUUGGCAUGGCGGACGGAUGUAACGAAAUCGCUUCGAUUCAAGCUAACGAGAACGUUUGUGUCAUGGCUGGAAAGAAGAACAAGUGCUACCUGAAUACGCUCUCAAUCUUGAAUGUACGACCGGACGGAUCAGUCGGAUGUUUUCGCGUCAAGAACGUGGAUCACACAUUGGAAACAUUCGUGGAAGUUCAAGCGGAAGCAAUCGUGUCAACAUGUAUACAGAAGUCACAUCACUUCACUCGGGAUUUCGACAUCACUCAUGAGUAUUCUCAUCGAUGCUCGGGGGCUGGAAGCUGCUCCGGAGAGAUUUGUGAAAAUCUCACGGCAAACGACACUAGUCUACCGGAAUUUUCAACGAUGUCGAAGAGCGCUCCUGGAUUCAGUCGAUGCUACAAAACAUGCGGUUGUGUGUCGUGUGGAGGAUGCUUUUGGUGCUCCCCAUCAUGUCUCUACUCGAGAUUGUUUGCGGUACCCAAAUCGACAUACGUCUACGAGAUUGUGACAUGCCCAACGUGGAAAACAGUUUUGGACGUCAGAGUGAACGUUAACGGAGAUCGUGGAAAGCACCGGAUCGAACAUGGAGUACCAUUCUUGAUACCUCGGACGAACAUCACACUGGUCGUCACUGGAUUCUCGACACCACCGACUCCAGUGCACGCGGCAACGUUCAUCAAACGAUGGAAGACAACUGAUCAGAGUGCUCAAUUCGGCUUCACCUACACGUCUGUUGCGCAGGCGGGAACGCCCACCAAAGGGAUGGUGGGUGAAUUUCAAUGUGCAACCUAUCAAGACGCUCUUAACUUCCGAUGUGUCUUCGAUGAGCAUUUGUGCAGUUGCAUCGCGCAAGGAACCGUGCUCAGAUGUCCGUGUCGACACAUUCACCUCGAUGCGGUGCUCAAGAAGACGCUACUACCGAGAAGUGAAGCAGGGAUCGCCAUACUAACGGAAGGAGAACUGAUCAAAACGAAGCUGACAACGAGUUCUUUGGUUUCGAUUCAACUACAGUUCAGGAAUCAAUCGAUUCAUCGGAUCGUGAAAGACGACAACUGCAGCAUUGCAACGACGACGAUCACGGGUUGCUUCUCCUGUGGAAAAGGAGCGUUGUUGACUGCGACGUGUACCUCCAUGGUUCACAAAAGGCUCGAAGCGACGGUCAAGUGCCCGACGAUUGGGGUGGAUUUUCUAGAAUGCGGUAUCGGCGGAGUGCGAGGGAAAAUCAAUUUCCAUUCGACCCAGCGGAAGAUCGAGGAAACUUGUUCCAUUUCGUGUGGAACAGUUAAGCAGGAAUUCUCCUUGCAAGGAGAACUAGCGGAAGAAGCAACGUUCGAUGCGUCUGCACUUCGGGAUCGGUUUGCGGAAUUCACUCAGAAGAUCGGGGAAGGAGGAAUUUUCGAAGUCAUCACGGGAAAGAUAGCUGCCGUUUGGAGCACCAUCACUUCAUGGAUCGGCUCGGGAAUCGUCAUCAUGGUUGUGCUGGUUAUCGGAGGAGUAUGUUGUGUCCAGUGUGUCGGAGGAACGUCGGUUGGCUGGCGUUACAUUCCCUUUGCCCGGGAGUGUCGCAGAUCGCGAUAUCGACGACGGAGGAGAUGAUCAAUGACCACAUGGGAGAGCAUUCCCAUCGAUUCUCACGAUAA
Molecule: messenger RNA, 4013 nt
Organism: Caenorhabditis sp. 36 PRJEB53466
Lineage: Eukaryota; Metazoa; Nematoda; Chromadorea; Rhabditida; Rhabditidae
Source: the annotation of a GenBank genome assembly